CCUGCACCGACUCCACACACACACACACACAUUCACUGAUACACACACACUCACUGAUCGGCCUAGAAUUGAUCGAAUGCUCGGGAUUUCAGCGCUUUAACGUUUAGGAAUGAAUUAGAACAGGACGCAGAGACGUCGUGCACGAGACCGGAAGUGGGUUUGAGCUCAUGCUUUUUUGAGGAGUGUGUGUGUGUGAGUGUGUGUGUGCAGAGAGAGAGAGAGAGAGAGAGAUGUGUUAAUGGCAGGCACAGAGGAAGUGUUUUAAAAUCAUACACACACACACAGGUACAUGCACGGUGUGUGUUUGUUGAAACAACUCCUGAAGCCCAUCAUCUGGGCCUGCACACAUCUGGAACACAUCUGCAUUUAUUACAUAAUUGAUCCCUGAGCGAGCGAGAGGUCGAAGGCCAUGCGGCGGGUCACGGCACCAUGGGUGAUGCGGGUCCUGAUGGCGGCGAUGGUGAUGCUGGCGGACCGGUCCAGGGCCGAGGGUGAUGCGGUGAACCUGGCCGAGCGUGUGAUCUGGGCGGUGAACUCCGGGGGAGAAGCUCACACCGACACACACGGCAUCCAUUACAAAAAAGACCCGCUGGAGGGGAAAUUGGGGAAAGCGUCGGAUUAUGGUAUGCGGUUGCCGAUCCUGCGCUCGAGCCCGGAGGAUCAGGUGCUGUAUCAGACGGAGCGCUACAACGAGGACACGUUCGGGUACGAGGUCCCCAUGCGGGAUGAGGGGGAGUACAUCCUGGUACUGAAGUUCGCCGAGGUGUAUUUCGCCCAGUCGCAGCAGAAAGUGUUUGACGUGCGGGUGAACGGACACAUGGUGGUGAAGGACCUGGAUAUAUUCGAUCGAGUCGGUCACAGCACGGCUCACGACGAGAUCAUACCGUUCACCAUAAAGAGGGGGAAGCUGAGUAUCCUGGGGGAGGUGUCCACCUUCAACGGCAAGCUCACCAUUGAGUUCAUUAAAGGUUACUACGAUAAUCCGAAGGUGUGUGCGCUGUAUGUGAUGAAAGGGAAACCUGAAGAUGUGCCGAAGCUGCAGCCCCACCCUGGCCUGGAGAGACCCGAAGAGGAAGAAAUAGAGGAGGAGGACCCCGAAAGCGGGGACGAGACGAUGAAGAAGCUCGGGUCUCAAUCUCCGAAAAAACAGGUCCGGUCCGGGCCGAGAACGCCGAACCCGUACGCGGCUGAUAACAGCAGCCUGAUGUUUCCUAUCCUAGUGGCCUUCGGAGUGUUCAUCCCUACACUGUUCUGCCUCUGCCGCCUGUGAGAGAGAGAGAGGGAGAGAGGACGGACUGAUUCAUCUGGUCCAACAGGAAAUGACGGGGGUGUGGGACGGUGUCUCAUACUGCUUUGUGAUUGGUGGAGAGAGUGGAGCCAGUGAGAGUUUAGAUUUUUAAAGGACCGGUUAAGGCGCGGCGUUUUUUCCCUUUUCUUCACCCUGACACGUGUUCAGUUCCAUGUGAGCUUUUCUCUGCUUUAGUUUUUGGCCCCAGAGCUACGAUGCUAACGACUGAUGUCUGCUAAUUAGCCGCCAGGUUAGCAUGGUGCGCUCCGUCCCGUCUCCGUGGCACCAUUUAGCGCACGAUGCUAAUCUGUCUAUCUGUGAGCCUGUGUUACUUGUUAGCGUUGUUAGCCUCCGGUACAGAAGUGUUUGAGCUCCAGCGUAUUACUCGUCAGCUAUGCAACCGUUAAACCAGCGGGAGACGCGCAGCAUCCAGGGGUUUUGACUUUUUUUUUUCCACAACUUUCCACACUUCCACACAACUCUCAUGUCAUCUUUCAUCUCUUUAUUCUUUACUCAGUCUAUUUUUUACUAGUUAAGUUUAUUUAAAACAGUGUGACUCCUGAGUCCCUGAUGUUCCCUAAUGGACAUGUAGUGCACUACAAAGUGUACAGAAACUUAACCUUAUGGAAUGUGUGUAUACAACUUGACGUACAGUGCACUGUAUAGGGUGUAGUGUAUUUACACACACGUGUGUAGUGCAGGUAGGGUGCACUAUGUUUAUUUACCCUUGAUAGUGCACUAAACAUCCCUAUUCCUCGUGUAGUGCACUACGUCCAGUACAGAUCAGUUUGGAUUCGGCUGUCGUCCACUAUACAGUCAUGUACAAAAAUUAGCCCCCGCCCCCUUUAUUUUAAUUCUAUUCUUAUUCUUUUUUUUGUAAAAACAUCAAAUGAACAUUGGUCUGACCGCGGACGACCUCAGUAUUCUGCUAAUACAACCUCAGACCAAUGAGAGCAUAACUUUUCUCACUGUGCCAUUAUUUAUUUAACAAAAGAGUUAUUUAUUUAUUUGUUAAAUUUAGGCCCAGUGAAAAAAUGUUAUAUGAUGAUAUUCGUCUGAGGUUGUAUUAUUAUUAUUAUUAUUAUUAUU
Messenger RNA from Clarias gariepinus (North African catfish), 2377 nucleotides. It is a transcript of the gene mlec, whose product is annotated as malectin. The record is from RefSeq and is a predicted model, not a curated record. The transcript has 6 exons. The coding region runs from base 410 to 1270 and encodes 286 amino acids. Gene Ontology annotation, cellular component: membrane. Gene Ontology annotation, molecular function: carbohydrate binding. Lineage: Eukaryota; Metazoa; Chordata; Actinopteri; Siluriformes; Clariidae.